This is a messenger RNA of Trichoderma breve, 1506 nucleotides long. RefSeq names its product major facilitator superfamily domain-containing protein. Gene Ontology annotation, biological process: transmembrane transport. The transcript is spliced from 3 exons. Gene Ontology annotation, molecular function: transmembrane transporter activity. Bases 1 to 1506 code for a protein of 501 amino acids. Lineage: Eukaryota; Fungi; Ascomycota; Sordariomycetes; Hypocreales; Hypocreaceae. The record is from RefSeq and is a predicted model, not a curated record. Gene Ontology annotation, cellular component: membrane.
AUGGCCGUCCAAGAGGUCGACAAUGCCGUGUCCAAGGACAUGGGCACCAACGACCACCUCGACCAGGUCGAGAGCCAGAAGGAGGGCUUGAUGGAGGAGACGGCGCGCGUUGUCGAUCAUCCUGCCGAGCGAGCUCUGUGCUUCAAGUUUGAUAUUCGCAUCCUGCCUGUGCUGGCUAUUAUGUACCUCUUCAAUGCCCUCGACAAGGGUAACUUGGGUAACGCCCAGACCAAGGGCCUCAGCAGCGAUCUUCACUUCAAGUCCAACCAGUACAACCUCGUCGUCUCCAUCUUCUUCGUGCCCUACGUCAUCUUCGCUCCCCCCUUCGCCAUGCUGGCCAAGAAGUUCGGAGCCUCGCGCGCCCUGCCCAUCAUGAUGUUCACCUUUGGCUCCAUGACCCUCUGCACCGCCGCCACGCAAAACUUCAGCGGCAUCUUCGCCGUGCGCUGGUUCCUCGGAAUGGCCGAGUCCGCCUUCUUCCCGACCGUCAUCUACUACCUGACCACCUUUUACCGUCGUGGAGAGCUGGCUCGACGAUUGGCCAUCUUCUACGCCGCGUCUAACAUUGCCAACGCCUUCUCCGGCCUGCUUGCCUUUGGCGUCUUCCACAUCAAAGACAGCAAGAUCCUCGUCUGGCGCUACCUCUUCAUCAUCGAGGGCGGCGUCACCUUCCUCUUCGCCAUCUUCGCCUGGUUCUACCUCCCGCGAUCCGCCUCCGAGGCCAAGUUCCUCACCCAAGACGAGCGCUCGCUGGCCUUUCACCGUAUCCAGGUCGAUUCCUCGUCCGACGUCGCCGAAGAGUUCAACUUCCGCGAGGCCCUCAAGAUCUUCACCUACCCCUGGGCCUACGGCUUCCUGCUCAUCGAAAUCUGCCUCGGCGUGCCCAUCCAGUCCGUCUCGCUCUUCCUGCCCCAGAUCAUCGCCCGCCUGCAGUACUCCACCGUCAAGACGAACCUCUACACCGUGGCCCCCAACGUCACCGGCGCCGUGAUGCUGCUCGUCCUUGCCUUUUGCUCGGAUUACACCCGCCUGCGUUUCCCCUUUAUUAUCCUGGGCUACGUCUUCACUUUCGUCGGCUUCAUCAUCUACGCCGCCAUCGACGACGUCACCAAGCAGAUCCACGUCGCCUACUUUGCCACCUUUAUGAUGUGCUGGGGAACUUCUGCUCCCUCCGUCUUGCUGUCCACUUGGUACAACAACAACAUUGCUCACGAAGGCCGCCGUAUCACGCUUACCUCUGUCGGUGUGCCCCUGGCCAACGUCAUGGGUCUUGUUUCUAGCAACAUCUUCCGUACUCAGGAUGCUCCCCGAUACGAGCCUGCUCUCAUCACCACGGCCUGCUUCGGCGCUGCCGGUGCCCUCAUCACUCUGUGCAUGGGAAUGUUUAUGAUGUGGGACAACAGGAGGCGUGAUCGCCGAUCGGGUGUCAAGAUUGACCCUCGGGAUAUUCCUACUUCGCGACUCAGGGAUGGUCCCAGCGCUCCUGAGUUCAGGUGGUUCUUGUAA